Messenger RNA from Haemonchus placei, 435 nucleotides. Lineage: Eukaryota; Metazoa; Nematoda; Chromadorea; Rhabditida; Trichostrongylidae. The record is from the annotation of a GenBank genome assembly.
UGGUUAAUAUCACUAGCACCUUCUUUAGGACCCACCAAUAUUCGAUUCCGUUCAUGGUGUUCACUGAAUAGCGAUGGUCGCUCACUCACUACCAUGCAGGUCAAUGAAUCCUCUCCAACUGCACAAUGGAGCGAGUGGAAAAUUCGACCUGGCGUUGCGUUCCGUCAUCGGCUGCUACCAGAGAUAUCAUUACAUACCGUUGACAUUCAGUACCAACUGCUUAUCAGCGCUUCGCCCACCCGUGUUACUUUGUCAUUUUGUUUAUAUCUAAGCACUCUAACGAUGAUAUCGGGUUUCUUUGCUCAAUGUUUGAUUUCUAGACUAUUCGCCUCUUUUGAUCGACAAGAAAAUGGCUACCAUCGCCUUUCAUUGCCACUAAUACACCGGUCACACUUGUUUUUUCGUGCAUCGCUACGGUCACCUGAAUUACCAUGA